Cercocebus atys (sooty mangabey) is the source of this 3157-nucleotide messenger RNA. RefSeq names its product putative zinc finger protein 724. Lineage: Eukaryota; Metazoa; Chordata; Mammalia; Primates; Cercopithecidae. The record is from RefSeq and is a predicted model, not a curated record. The transcript has 5 exons. Gene Ontology annotation, biological process: negative regulation of transcription by RNA polymerase II; regulation of immune system process; regulation of cytokine production.
GACAUUUAUAUAUAUUUCAUUAUUGCUCACAAACUGAUAAUAUUUUGGAUAUAUUGGGUAAAUUAAAUUGUUACAUCAACUCCACCUUUUUCUUGUUUCUUUUUAAAGUUGGCUACUAGAAAGUUUAAAAUUCACAUGUGGCUUAUAUUUUAUUUCAGAGGGGUUGCCUUUUUAAAAAAAUCUCAGGCUGCUUGCUCAAAUGCCAGAAGCCAGGAAGAUCAUCAAAACUGAAAUUUUAAAAUUAUUGUUAUAUAUUUUUCCUUUGUGAAUAGCCAUAUAGUAUAUUAUUUAUAAAUACAUGAAACCUUAUACACGAGGUUAAAUGCAAAUACCCUCCGGAGUGGGCCUGGCUCAGCUCAGGGAGGAAGGCCUGCCUGAAAAGGCUGCAGCUUAGGCUGUCACUCUUACUUCAUUCAGUCCAGCCUUUGGUCACGUCUUCUGUCACUCAAGGCCUGAAGGGGGCCGGGCCUUAGACGUUUUCCAAUCAGGGACGCUGAGCUGGGGACUGUCCAAUCAGGCACGCAGCUAGAGCGGACAGGGCGGCUUCCGGGAUUUGGCGGGGCCUUUGUCUCUCGCUGCAGCUGGAGCUCUUGGUCUCGUCUUCCCUGCUCUGAGUCUCCCUGCUCCUAGAGGCCCAGCCUCUGUGGCCCUGUGACCUGCAGUAUUGGGAGAUCCACAGCUAAGACGCCAGGGUCCCCCUGGAAGCCUAGAAAUGGGACCGUUAACAUUUAUGGAUGUGGCCAUAGAAUUCUCUGUGGAGGAGUGGCAAUGCCUGGACACUGCACAGCAGAAUUUAUAUAGGAACGUGAUGUUAGAGAACUACAGAAACCUGGUCUUCCUGGGUAUUGCUGUCUCUAAGCCAGACCUGAUCACCUGUCUGGAGCAAGGCAAAGAACCCUGGAAUAUGGAGAGACAUGAGAUGGUGGCCAAACCCCCAGGUAUGUGUUGUUAUUUCGCCCAAGACCUUUGGCCAGAGCAGAGCAUAAAAGCUUCUUUCCAAAGAAUAAUACCAAGAAAAUAUGAAAAAUGUGGACAGCACAAUUUACAGUUAAAAAAAGGGUGUAAAAGUGUGGAUGAGUAUAAGGUGCACAAAGGAAGUUAUAAUGGAUUUAACCAGUGUUUGUCAACUACCCAGAGCAAAAUAUUUCAAUGUGAUAAAUAUGUGAGAGACUUUCAUAAAUUUUCAAAUUCAAAUAGACAUAAGACUGAAAAGAAUCCUUUCAAAUGUAAAGAAUGUGGCAAAUCAUUUUGUGUUCUUUCACACCUAACUCAACAUAAAAGAAUUCACACUACUGUCAAUUCCUACAAACUUGAAGAAUGUAGCAAGGCUUUUAAUGUGUCCUCAACGCUUUCUCAACGUAAAAGAAUUCAUACAGGACAGAAACACUACAAAUGUGAAGAAUGUGGCAUAGCCUUUAACAAGUCCUCACACCUUAACACACAUAAGAUAAUUCAUACUAGAGAGAAAUCCUACAAACGUGAAGAAUGUGGCAAAGCUUUUAACAUAUCCUCACACCUUACUAAACAUAAGAUAAUUCAUACUGGAGAGAAUGCCUACAAAUGUAAAGAAUGUGGCAAAGCUUUUAACCAGUCAUCAACCCUUACUAGACAUAAGAUAAUUCAUGCUGGAGAGAAGCCCUACGUAUGUGAACAUUGUGGCAGAGCUUUUAACCAAUCCUCGAACCUUACUAAACAUAAGAGAAUUCAUACUGGUGAUAAACCUUAUAAAUGUGAAGAAUGUGGCAAAGCCUUUAAUGUGUCCUCUACCCUUACUCAACAUAAGAGAAUUCAUACUGGGGAGAAACCUUACAAAUGUGAAGAGUGUGGCAAAGCCUUUAACGUGUCCUCAACUCUUACUCAACAUAAGAGAAUUCAUACUGGAGAAAAACCAUACAAAUGUGAAGAAUGUGGCAAAGCCUUUAACACAUCCUCACACCUUACCACACAUAAGAGAAUUCAUACCGGAGAGAAACCCUACAAAUGUGAAGAAUGUGGCAAAGCCUUUAACCAGUUCUCACAACUUACUACACAUAAGAUAAUUCAUACUGGAGAGAAACCCUACAAAUGUAAAGAAUGUGGCAAAGCUUUUAAGCGGUCCUCAAACCUUACUGAACAUAGGAUAAUUCAUACUGGAGAGAAACCCUACAAAUGUGAAGAAUGUGGCAAAGCUUUUAACCUAUCCUCACACCUUACUACACAUAAGAAAAUUCAUACUGGAGAGAAACCCUACAAAUGUAAAGAAUGUGGCAAAGCUUUUAACCAAUCCUCAACCCUUGCUAGACAUAAGAUAAUUCAUGCUGGAGAGAAACCCUACAAAUGUGAAGAAUGUGGCAAAGCUUUUUACCAAUACUCAAACCUUACUCAACAUAAGAUAAUUCAUACUGGAGAGAAACCCUACAAAUGUGAAGAAUGUGGCAAAGCCUUUAACUGGUCCUCAACUCUCACUAAGCAUAAGGUAAUUCAUACUGGACAGAAACCCUACAAAUGUAAAGAAUGUGGCAAAGCUUUUAAUCAAUGCUCAAACCUUACUACACACAAGAAAAUUCAUGCCGUAGAAAAAACUGACAAAUAUGAAGAAUGGACCGGUGGCAAAGCUUUUAACCAAUUAACAACUCACUAUACAUAAGAUAAUUUAUACUGGAGAGAAACCCUAGAAGUGUGAAUAAUGUGGCAAAGCCUUUAACAAGUCCUUAAUUCUUAGCAGACAUAAGAGAAUUACUGGAGAGAAAUUGUACAAACCUGAAUGAUAUAACAAUGCAGUUGACAACACCUGAACAUUUCUAAACACCUUUAAAUGGUUGUCACACUUGAUUGUAGGUAAAAUACUUCAUACUAGAGCUAGAAACCUCUACAAGUGUGAAGAAUGUGGCAAAACAUUUAACCAAUGCUGACACUUUAUUGGACAGGGAAUGAUUUAUACUUGAGAAAAAUUAUGCAAAUGUAAAGAAUGUGAAGAAGCCAUUAAUAUCUGCUCACAUCUUAUUCAAUAUCAGAGAGUUCAUACUUAAUAGAAACAUUAAAAAUGAAAUUACUGUCAAUAGAUUUUUCAGAAAAUAUAAGCCUUUAAAGUGAAGAAGAGUAUUUAUUUUGAAGACAAGCAUUAAAAUAUCAAGAGUGAGCUGGGCAUGGUGGCUCACGCCUGUAAUUUCCGCACUUU